Molecule: messenger RNA, 1200 nt
Organism: Oreochromis aureus
Lineage: Eukaryota; Metazoa; Chordata; Actinopteri; Cichliformes; Cichlidae
Gene: lyset
Product: transmembrane protein 251
Exons: 3
Coding region: 233-604 (123 amino acids)
Source: RefSeq, a predicted model, not a curated record
ACUAACCCGGAAGAGAGAGACGAGACUUCACGGGAACAACAGCGACCAAAACACGAUCCUUGCAGCUGGAUUUUAAUUUGAAAUAUCAGCGCGAAGGGAGGUAAGAAAACAUGAGCUAACAGGCAGAGAAGAUUGAGGCCGGCAGGAAGCAGCUCAGUGUGUCGUGGUCGUCAUCUACAGGAAAGCCGCACGAGCAUCUGUUACAGCAGGAAACAGGGCCAAAGUAUGGAGGAUGAUGAACUUCCGUCAGAGGAUGGGAUGGGUGGGUGUAGCUUUCUACUUGCUGCUCAGCGUCAUGGUGGCUUACUACGUCUUUGAGGUCCACAGCUUCAGUUUGGAACGUGUGCAGAGAGCAGGUGCAAGCCCAUCAGCUCCACCUCCCGCUAUCACUGUCCAUAUGUCACCACUUCCUCUGUGGAUGUGGGCAUUGAUCUUCCUGCUGCCGUACCUGCAGCUCUUCCUCUUCUUGUUCUCGUGCACGAGGGCAGACCCCCGGGCUGUUGGAUACUGUGUGCUUCCUGUCUGCAUCGCCCUUCUGUACAGCCGCCGCCAUGCCGCCAAACCAGCUAAUCACAGGGCAGCGGGCUCGCUCAUCGACACGUAGAGGACGACCAAUUAGAGAGCCUCCCACGCGAUGGGGGGGGGGGAUGACAGCAGGACAAGUUUGUGAUGUCACUUCCUGUGUGCCUUUUAAACACUCCAACAAGUUUUACCAUGAUUGCGGCCUGACAGGAAGUUCUGCUGCCCUCAGUACAGACUGACAGCACCCUGUGAAAAAGCCCCUCCCACCAGUGCUUCCUCGUCUUCUUCACCGCCGUCUUCUUCGUCCUCAUCUGUGACAGGUGAAACAGACAGGUGAUGAUUCUACAUUGAACCUGGAGCAUCAGACACCUGCAGUAAUCAGCAUCCUGCCAAUUCACCAAUCAAAGCGAUCAAUCCACCAACAAUAAAUCUUCAGUGACUUCAUCACAGUUAGUGAUACUGAUUGUUUGAUCAGGUGAGACAGGUGCUACAGGUGUUUUUUUUUUGUUUUUUUUUUUGUAAUGAAACUUUUAUGAAGUGAAAAAAAACAUUGACAAAAGGACACAGACAGAGGUCAGUACUCAGGUGUGUACUGGCACGAUUAUGUUCUAAACAUUGUUUUUGUUUUUUUUUUUUUUUGUUUUUGUUUCUGAAUAAAACGAAGCAGCUGUAAGAAGA